Hemicordylus capensis (graceful crag lizard) is the source of this 4399-nucleotide messenger RNA. It is a transcript of the gene UBE2QL1, whose product is annotated as ubiquitin conjugating enzyme E2 Q family like 1. The coding region runs from base 1110 to 2081 and encodes 323 amino acids. The record is from RefSeq and is a predicted model, not a curated record. Lineage: Eukaryota; Metazoa; Chordata; Lepidosauria; Squamata; Cordylidae. The transcript has 2 exons.
GUAGUAGGCGUAGCGUAAGCGGGUUUUUCUCGUCCCCUCCCCCCGCGUAAUGUCAGAUCCGCUGCAGAAGCGCGGAGGAGCCUGCAAGGAAGAAAGCGCAGCGCGGUGGCGGCUGACCUUCCCCAAAAUCUGCUGUCCUGGAAGAGGUGAGCUAAAGGUCAGGGCUGCUAUAGGCUUGCAAAAGAAGAUCGCCUUUCCCGGCGCGCUGGGGGAGAGGGUCCCUCCUCCUUCUUUUCUCUCUCUCUCUUUCUGUGUGUUUUUCGUGCAUGAAGAUCUUCAGUCCAAAAUAGCCCCCGUCUGCCGGCUUCCCAGUUGGAGAAGCGGGUUACGGAACAAAGGACAAGCAAAGGAGAGAAGGGGGGAAUCCCUGCUUGCAACAAGCCAAGGGCACCGUGGUUGGAGAGGAAAAUCAAGUACCGCCUGCUGCUGGUGAAAUUUUGCCCUAGGAGACAAGCGAAAUUAUAGACAAGGCGCGGGGGGGGGGGUGGAAACCGGAUCCGUCGUCUCAGCUCACUGUGCUGAGGACGGAGGAGGAGGCAGGAGGGGGAUCUUUAAAAAAAACAACCACCACCAAAACCCUCCACACCUAUACAGUCCAGAAGAGUAGCCCAGACAGGAUCCAGUUGCCGCUGGAGAAACUGAAGGUUAUUGUGGGAACAAGUGGCCUUCUGCAGCAGCGUGGCUGCAUGAGUGGGCGGAGGUAAAGGGUGGUUGGUGGCGGCGGCAAUUGUGGUGUUUCCCCUCCUUUCCAGCGUGGGAUUAAAUGGCCACGACCGUGCAGCUUUGAUGACUGUGGAGAGGCAGCUCGAAUGCUGCCCACAGCAGCAGCGUCACCGACGGCUCUGGUGAAAGGAGGCGUCGGAGCUGCGGCGGAGGCGAGGGCAGGUGGCAGACUCCUGCAAGAAGCAUCAUCCGCGCUGCGUGUCUCUCUUCCCCCACCCGGGCUCCCUCCCCUUCUCCCACCAACCCUCUUCGUGCCGCCCGAAGGUGUGGGUGGCUGGCUUCGCUAUAGCUAGCUCGGACGAAUAGUGGAUCUUCCUCCCCCCGCCCCCGCCCCACCAAGCCGCAAUUCCCCCGCGCUCCGGCAACGACCCCAAGUGGUUUGGAGCAUGGCUACUCUGCUCCGGAAAAUCGGGCUCAUCCGGAUCCACAACAGGGACACGGAGGAUCCCAAGCACCACCACCACCACCACCAUCACCACCGCGGCAGCAUCCAGCAGGGCUCCUCGUUGCGGGGCAAAAGCAACCAGAAGAACAAGCAGCAGCAGCAGCAGCAGCAGCAAGGCACGCCGGCCAGCGGCUGCGGCAGCCCCAGCAAAGAGAGCUGCAGCAGCAGAGGCAACAGUCCCGCGCGCAGUAAGCCCAGGAAGGUGCUGGAGCUGGCCAAGCAACCGCAGCAACAGCAACACCACGCGGGCCCCGACGGCGCCAAGGAAAAAGCGCAACAGCCGCUCGGCGGCAGCAAAGAGGCGGGCUUGGGCAAGGAGCAGCCCUCGGGGGGUAGCGGCGGCCGCUCCAAUUCCGCUUUGGUGCCCGCAUCGUUGGUGCCGGCCAGCCGGCAGGCGCACUGCACGCAAGUGCGCACCCGACGGCUGAUGAAGGAGCUGCAGGACAUCGCCCGCCUGAGCGACCGCUUCAUCUCGGUGGAGCUGGUGGACGAGAGCCUCUUCGACUGGAACGUGAAGCUGCACCAGGUGGACAAGGACUCGGUGCUGUGGCAGGACAUGAAGGAGACCAACACCGAGUACAUCCUCCUCAACCUCACCUUCCCGGACAACUUCCCCUUCGCGCCGCCCUUCAUGCGGGUGCUCAGCCCCCGCUUGGAGAACGGCUACGUCCUGGACGGCGGAGCCAUCUGCAUGGAGCUGCUCACGCCCCGAGGCUGGUCCAGCGCCUACACCGUCGAGGCUGUCAUGCGCCAGUUUGCUGCCAGCCUUGUCAAGGGCCAGGGCCGCAUCUGCAGAAAAGCUGGAAAAUCAAAAAAGUCCUUCAGCCGUAAGGAAGCUGAAGCAACUUUUAAGAGCUUGGUCAAGACCCAUGAAAAAUACGGGUGGGUCACUCCUCCUGUGUCCGAUGGCUGAUGCUAGUUGCAGCCUGCGCAUCAGACACUAAAUAAAACAACACAACAAAAAAGUACUCUUUGACAUUUCCUCAAUGCUGUAUACCACAUCCAUCCUUUUUUUCUACUUCAGCUUCUGUUAGAUAUCAUGAAUGUCAUGGAGACGUCCAAAUUAUUUAUGAGCAGAUCUGUUUACAGGGGUGGGGUGGGGGAGGCUGUAUAAGGUUAUAUUUUGAAACUGGUGAAUGAGCGAUCGAUCGUCUUUAAGUCACUUUAGAGCAGAUGUUGAGAUUGUAUCACUUGCCCCCAUCCCACCCCACCCUACUCUUCCAUGCAAGCCACAUUGUCGCCUGCUUCUUCCCAUGGCACAGCAGCACCAACCGGCGGUACUGGAAAUUCCGUCUAUUGUUGCUUAGUUCAUUUACAUGUAAAAUGAAGCUGUUAAUAUUUAAAUAGUGAAGCAGUGCAUUGCAGAUCUAUGUUUGCUGUGCUGUUUUUAAAAUGUGUUUUCAAGCAGGUCAACUUAACUUGAAGAUCUGUUUUUCUGUGGAGCUGUGGUCUGCUGUGGCUAAAUUUUUAGACCUCAUCUGUGCUCUUUAAUAUGAACUUUGGUUCAGAAUAAAACAACAACAGAAUCCUAGCAAAGACACAAGCUCUAGUACUGAAAAAGAGCACCCAGUUGCUCAAAACAUGCUAGCUAUGGUGAUAUUGUGGUGUGCUGUUGUUCAGCGAUUAAACCAGUGUGAUCACAUGAAGGUCAGGUGACAAAGGCUUGGGGUACCAAAUGUGCCCAUGCCAGGGGGGAUGCCAAGGGAUUGGUGACUGAAUAGUGUCUGUCUUCCCAAUAAGACCAGGUACUUUUAGAACAGCAUAUUAAUCGAUCCACUAAUGCGACAGCCAAAAAAGACAGAGACACACACACAAUGCAGAAGACAUUACUUUAAAUAUAUGGUACUUAGUUCAAAAUGUUGGACCAGUUACAAAAGAAAAGUCAGAUUAUCAAAAACUAAGGCAUUUCUAUUACUAUUUGCAUGCCUGGAUUUCCCCCCAUAACAUGUUAUGUACUUUCAACCCAAUGUUGGAGAGAAUUGGUUAAUAUAUAAAUGCCCAGCAGGGUCACUAAGGAUUCAUGUUCCCUCUUCUAUUAAACAGGUUUGUAAGACUUCAUAUAAUGUUCCUAAGAAUACAAAGGAUGAGUUUGAAAAUGUGGAACCCAAAUGGAAAAUUGUGUUGGACACAUUCUAAAUAAAAUCAACCAAACCAUUUGAUUAAUUGCCUUGACAUUUCAGUCAUUCUGUUCUAAGAUCUCCUGUGUAACACUAGAAAUCUUAGCAAUAUAUUUUGAGUACUCUUGCAGCAUAUUGGGUGAAGACACCGGGACAUUAUUGAUCAUAAAACACAGUGAAGGUUUUUUUAAAAAGGAAUCCUAAGCAUGUUUACUAAUAAGUCCUGUAGCAGUGGUGAAUCCUAUGGAGUUCAAUGGGACUUAUUCCCUGGUAAGGUUGCUUGACACCUGAGUCUAGUUUUCCAUCACACACCACACACAAGACCAGUCUUUAGAGACAUGGGUGAAAGAAAGAAUCCGUCUAUGCAUACAGGGCUUGGUUUGUUGUUGUCACUAUUGCUGAAGAGAGAAGCCACUGAUCCAUUUUUAAAAGGACACGUUUCUUCAGCAGGGGCAGUGCUACUGUGAUUAUAUAAUCAAGCAAAGUUCCAGCUGAACAGUCAGUCUCCCCAAGCAUAUGACUUCCUUUUGGAGCCUUGCCCAACUUUCUGGCUACAUUUUAGUCAAGAACAUCAUUUACCGUACCUUGUAAGGAUUACGUGUGUUGUAUGCACAGUGCACAUUAGGGAAAGCUUUAUAGAGUAGAAAACAAAUGUACACAUACGAACAAACAGGACUCGUUGCUAGUAUAAUGCUGUUGUAGCAAAGGGUGCUGGUGGUAAAUAUCAAGGCUUGAUUUAAAGCAGAGCUCAGCCCUUCAUGCUAUUUUUAAUUCAAUGGCUCAUCUCUGGAGCAUGGGACAUUAUAAGAAGCAUUUCCCUGAUGAUGCACCUUGUGGUGUAAGCUAGAUGAGUGUGUAAAUGUUAGCCUUUGUCCAGGGAUCCAUGUGUCUGAGCCUUUCAGUAAAAAUAUAGGUAGAUAAAUUGUAUACAUUUGUUUGUGCAUGAGAAGAAGAUCUCCAAGUAGAGAGCAGGAAAAUGAAGCACCUAUUCCAAUUUAUGCUUUUGUUUCAGGGGUGAAAAGGCAUGCUAUUUUGCUGAGGAUUUCUAUGUACAUACAGACUUCCUUCCCCCACCCUCUGAAAUGUUUCAAAUAAAGAUAAGUGUACCCAAACA